This is a messenger RNA of Anopheles nili, 1509 nucleotides long. Its product is annotated as spermine oxidase-like. NCBI's taxonomy places the organism in Eukaryota, Metazoa, Arthropoda, Insecta, Diptera, Culicidae. The transcript has 3 exons. Gene Ontology annotation, molecular function: polyamine oxidase activity. The record is from RefSeq and is a predicted model, not a curated record. Bases 1 to 1509 code for a protein of 502 amino acids.
AUGAGCUGGCUUCCGCUAUUUAGCCGCUUGAUAGCCAUUUGUUGGCUAGCGGUGGCCACUUUUGAUUCGGUUGAUGGUGCAGAACAUCCGCGAGUCAUCAUCGUCGGUGCCGGUGCGGCUGGUAUUGCCGCGGCAAGUCGUCUCUACCGUGGCGGAAUAACGAACAUCUUGCUACUGGAAGCAUCGCAGCGUGUUGGUGGCCGUGUCCACACGAGACCCUUCGGCGAUGGAAUCGUGGAUCUUGGUGCUCAGUGGUGCCAUGGUGAACAGGGCAACGUGGUGUACGAGUUGGCCUCCGUGUAUCCUGAUCUGCUCAAGUCUUCCGUUGUUCUGGAAGAUAUUAAGCUGAUCCGCUCAGACGGUACACCAGUUCCUGACGCGCUGGUCACGCGACUGACAAACCUGACUGAGCAUAUCAACGAGCUAGACGAACGGAAAACCUUCGCGGGGAGUUUGGGAGAAUUUUUCACGCAAAAGUACUGGCACAUCCUACAAACGGAUGAGGCGUUCGGUGAUGUCAGCGCAGAGCUAGCCGAACAGUUCCUGACGUACCAUCACGAUCAGCUGCGUGGCUACGAAGCCUAUGAGUCGUGGUUCGAAGUAUCGGCUGGCGAUGCGGAUAAGUAUGAGGAAUCUGAAGGCAACCAGGCACUGGCUUGGAAUAGUGUGAAGGGCUUUUCCACCAUUCUCGAUAUCGUAUCGGGUAACUAUCCCAAUUCUGUUAACGAAACCCUCACGCCAGUACCUUUAGACGAUAUUAUCAAUUACGGUAGGUUCGUGUCCAACAUCCAUUGGAUACAAACACCGAACGAGAACGUUGUGGUAACCACAGAAGAUGGCUCUCGGUACGAAGCUGAUCAUGUUAUUUCCACCGUUUCGUUGGGAGUCCUAAAAGAGAACCAUCACACGAUGUUCACACCGGCACUGCCACCGGUCAACCAGCGGGCCAUUACCGGCAUUUACUUCGGAAUGGUCAACAAAGUAUUUCUCCUGUUCGACACUCCCAUUCCGGAUGGACUUCCCAGCACCGUGCAGCUGCUCUGGAACAAACCCGAUCUCGAUGCACUGCGAAAAUCCAAACACUCGUGGGCUGAAUCCGUGAGCACACUAUUUCGCGUCGAUCACCAACCAAACGUGCUGGCAGCAUGGCUUGUCGGAAUGGAGGGUGGCCGUGCAGAACUCCUGCCAGAUGAGGUCAUCCAAGAGGGAGUACUUCAUCUCUUAGGCAUGUUCGCAAAAGACUUCAGUUUCGGUACCAUCGAGGAUGUAUUAAGGUCCGAUUGGUCAUCAAACCGCCUGUUCCGUGGAUCAUACUCCAGCCGUUCGAUGACGACAGAUAAGAUGCGCACGGGUCCACAAGAUCUUGCCAAUCCGUUAAACAACGCAUCAAAUGAACCCGUGGUACUGUUUGCCGGCGAAGCAACCAGCCUGAAGCGUUACUCCACGGUUCAUGGUGCCAUCGAGAGCGGUUUUCGUGAGGCAGAUCGUUUGCUCGAGCUGUAUCAAUAA